This is a messenger RNA of Glycine soja, 714 nucleotides long. RefSeq names its product GDSL esterase/lipase At1g29670-like. The transcript has 3 exons. Bases 1 to 714 code for a protein of 237 amino acids. NCBI's taxonomy places the organism in Eukaryota, Viridiplantae, Streptophyta, Magnoliopsida, Fabales, Fabaceae. The record is from RefSeq and is a predicted model, not a curated record. Gene Ontology annotation, molecular function: hydrolase activity, acting on ester bonds.
AUGCAGACAUUGAGUAGAUUCCUACUUCACUUGCAGUCUUCUUUGAAGAAAACAUUUCCUGACACUUCUUGCAGUGUGCAAUUGCUCCCUGGAUUGAAUUUUCUAUCUCUGAAUUUGCACUGCUGCACCUUUUCAAAUAGCUGUCGCGCUUGGCAUCCAUAUGAUUUGUUUGAAAAUGAAAAUAAAGUUGAGCCAGACACAGAUGAAGUUGAUGAUGAUGACUUGUUCGCCGAAAGUAGUUUGAUGCUGACUGAGAAUGAUCUUCUGUGCUGUUGGGAUGGUCUUAUAGGUUGCACUCCAAAAGCCAUCUCUACUCAUAAUACAAAUGGAUCUUGUGUUGAGGAGAUGAAUAAUGUUGCGUUCAUGAUAAAUGCCAAGCUUAAAUCUCAGGUGGACCAAUUCAACAAGUUCUAUGCUGAUUCCAAAUCCAUAUUUAUAAACAUCAGCAAAUCCAUCUUUAUAAACAUCACAUCCGGAAGCCUUGACAGUUCCCUUGGUUUCACUGUUGCAAAUGCUUCUUGCUGCCCAUCAUCGAGGACAAACGGGUUAUGUAUUCCUAAUCAAACACCAUGCGAGAAUAGAACCACAUACGUCUUUUGGGAUCAAUUUCAUCCCACUGAGGCUGCCAACCGAAUCAUUGCAAUAAAUUCAUAUAAUGGUUCUGAUCCAGCACUCACUUACCCAAUGGAUAUCAAGCACCUUGUUCAGACCUGA